Rhinocladiella mackenziei CBS 650.93 is the source of this 1131-nucleotide messenger RNA. RefSeq lists its product as uncharacterized. Bases 1 to 1131 code for a protein of 376 amino acids. The transcript is spliced from 3 exons. Gene Ontology annotation, molecular function: oxidoreductase activity, acting on NAD(P)H, oxygen as acceptor. Gene Ontology annotation, cellular component: intracellular anatomical structure. NCBI's taxonomy places the organism in Eukaryota, Fungi, Ascomycota, Eurotiomycetes, Chaetothyriales, Herpotrichiellaceae. The record is from RefSeq and is a predicted model, not a curated record.
AUGAACACACCAACGACCCUCCGCCUGCUGCGACAAGCACCCAGAAGGGUUACCCUCGCCCAUCCUACCACCAGCACAACAUUCAGACCAUCCGCGUUCCGCCCGAUGAGCACCACCAACACAAGCCAAAUCGCCUUCAGCCCACGUCGAAAGGAUUCGUCAGAUCCUUACCACAAAUCCAGCACAGAUGCCACCGGCACAUCAGCCGGUCCCCACGAAGGAUCCGCCUCUCGUACAGACAGGGACAUUGUUGUCGAGUAUCCAGACGACGAGUCUGAGCUGCAACCGCAUGAACGCCCCCUCCGAGGUCGAGGGGGUGUGCAAUUUGUCAGGACUUUACCUACCUUCUCACUCGAGGGUCGCACUGCUGUCGUCACCGGUGGCGCUCGAGGGUUGGGGUUGGUCAUGGGUCAGGCCCUGGUUCUUUCUGGUGCGGACUUGGCCAUUGUUGAUUUGAAUAAGGAGGAAGGCGAGAAACAAGCCCAGGAAUUGAUCAACAUGUUCCGACGCGAAAACCCCGACGACCCCGACGUGGUUCCCAAGGUGACAGCCCACUACGCCGAUGUCUCAGACCCGGAGAGCGUGGAUGCCUGUAUUAAGGAGAUCCUCGACCGACACGGCAAAAUCGACCACCUCGUAACAUCCGCCGGCUUCACCGAGAAUUAUGCGGCCGAGACAUACCCUUACGAACGAAUGAAGAAGCUCUGGGGCGUGAAUGUUGACGGCACGUACUUGUUUUGCACCGGUGUCGCCCGCCACCUUAUGGAGCGCAAUAUCACUCAUGGCAGCAUUGUCAUGAUUGGGUCCAUGUCCGGCGCCAUUGUCAACGUUCCUCAGCCCCAAGCACCUUACAACGCUGCAAAGGCGGCUGUCAGGCAUCUGGCUUCCAGUUUGGCUGUGGAAUGGGCACAUGCACAUAUCAGAGUCAAUUGCAUCAGCCCAGGCUAUAUGCUGACGGCCCUCACACGCAAGAUCCUUGACGACAACCCGGAACUGAACAAGACAUGGACUUCACUAAUCCCCGUCGGUAAAAUGGGCUCUCCUGAAGACUUGCAGGGUGCUGUUGUGUACUUGCUCAGCGAUGCUAGUCGAUACGUCACUGGAGCUGAUUUGCGUGUAGAUGGAGGGUGA